Messenger RNA from Pipra filicauda (Wire-tailed manakin), 3994 nucleotides. RefSeq names its product trimethyllysine hydroxylase, epsilon (gene TMLHE). The transcript is spliced from 10 exons. NCBI's taxonomy places the organism in Eukaryota, Metazoa, Chordata, Aves, Passeriformes, Pipridae. Gene Ontology annotation, cellular component: mitochondrion. Gene Ontology annotation, molecular function: trimethyllysine dioxygenase activity; iron ion binding. The record is from RefSeq and is a predicted model, not a curated record. Gene Ontology annotation, biological process: carnitine biosynthetic process. Bases 92 to 1591 code for a protein of 499 amino acids.
CCCGCGGGCUCUGGGGCCCGGCAGCGCCGCUCCGAGCACCGGGGCCGGGCCCGGGGAGCCGCCCAGGGUUCCCGAGACGCCGGUUCCCUCGAUGUGUGAGAGCUUCCGAGCGGCGCGUUCGGCCUGCUGGGAGCAGGGAGCAGCAGCAGCAGCAGGAGGAGGAGGAGGAAGGAGCAGGGAAGAGCCGGGAGCAGCAGCGGAGACCCUCGGGAAUUCCAUCCGUUCUGCAUCCCAAGCCUCGCUCCAUCACCCCCCAGCUCAGCCCCGCGCCCGCAGAGCCCCAGGGGGAUUUUGUCUGGAAUUCUCUCAUUUCACUGCUGCCCAGGUGAGCUGUGCAAGGUCUGGACAACAGAAAGCAUACAGGAUGUGGUGCCAGAGGCUGGCGUGGCUGCUCCGGGGGAGCUCCGGGCGUCGGUGGCCGAGGAGCGUGGCGGCGUUGGCGCGCGGGCACCACACGGCCCCGCGGUCCCUGCGCUGUGCCUGGCAGCUGCACGGCGACCACCUCGAGCUCACGUAUGGGAACACCCUGAUGCGCUUGGAUUUCGUGUGGCUGCGGGAUCACUGCCGCUCCGCCUCCUGCUACAACGCCAAGACCAACCAGCGCAGCCUGGACACGGCCAGCGUGGACCUGGCCAUCAGACCCCAGGCCGUGCGGGUGGACGAGAGCACGCUCUUCCUCACCUGGCCGGACGGACACGUGACACGGUAUGGGCUGGAGUGGCUGGUGAAGAACAGCUACGAGGGGCAGAAGAAGCAGGUGAUGCACCCCCGGAUCCUCUGGAAUGCAGAGAUCUACCGGCAAGCCCAGGUCCCCUCCGUUGACUGCCGGAGCUUCCUGGAGACGGACGAGGGCCUGAAGGAAUUCCUGCAGAACUUCUUGCUGUACGGGAUCGCUUUUGUGGAGAACGUCGCUCCCACCAAAGAGGACACGGAAAUCUUGGCAGAAAGGAUCAGCAUCAUCAGGGAGACCAUUUAUGGCAGGAUGUGGUACUUCACCUCUGACUUCUCCCGGGGAGACACAGCCUACACCAAACUGGCCCUGGACCGGCACACGGACACCACCUACUUCCAGGAGCCCUGUGGCAUCCAGGUGUUCCACUGCCUGAAGCACGAGGGCACGGGCGGGCGGACGCUGCUGGUGGACGGUUUCCACGCGGCGGAGCAGGUGCUGCGCCGGGCCCCGGAGCACUUCGAGCUGCUCAGCAGAGUGCCCCUGAAACACGAGUACGUGGAGAACGUGGGGGGCUGCCACAACCACAUGAUCGGGGUGGGGCCCGUGCUCAACGUGUACCCCUGGAACAACGAGCUCUACCUGAUCAGGUACAACAACUACGACCGUGCCGUCAUCAACACGGUGCCGCACGACGUGGUGCGCCGCUGGUACCACGCCCACCGCGCGCUCACCACCGAGCUCAGGCGGCCAGAGAACGAGCUGUGGGUCAAGCUGAAGCCAGGCAAGGCCCUGUUUGUGGAUAACUGGCGUGUCCUGCACGGCCGGGAGGCGUUCACGGGGUACCGGCAGCUCUGCGGCUGUUACCUGACCAGGGACGACGUGCUCAACACGGCCCGGCUGCUGGGGCUGCAGGCUUAGCCCAGGCCCCGGGAGGGGCAGGCAGCCCCCAGUCCCACCUCUGGGGGGGGGCAGGCAGCCCCUAAAUCCCUCCUCCAGGAGGGACAGGCAUCCCCCCAGUCCCACUUGCGCAAAGGGCUCCCCAGUCCCACCUCCAGGAGGAACAGGCAGCCCCCCAAUCCUACUCAUGGGAGGGGCAGGCAGCCCCCCAAUCCCACUUGUGAGAAGGGCUCCCCAGUCCCACCUCCAGGAGGGGCAGGCAGCCUCCUAAUCCCUCCUCUGGGAGAGGCAGGCAGCCCCCCAGUCCUACUCAUGGGAAGGGCAGGCAGCCCCAAUCCCACCCCCGUGGUGGGACAGGAAUGCUGGUGCCCCUCCCCGUGCUCCAAGCCCGCUGUGCUGGUGCCUCCCCAUGACACAGACACUGCACAUACCUCAGACAUCUCCACCCUCUCCAGGCAGCUCCCAGUGCCUGCUCAGGAGAGGGAGCAGGUGGAAGCCAAAGGUUUUGGGAUCUUUAUGGGACUGCCUUUGAGCACAGUCAGCUCUUGCUGUCCGUGCUCCCAGCCUGGCCUUUCCAAUGUGCCUCAGCUCUGGUUAAACCCCACCUUAGGAAAUGCUCCUCCAAGCAAGUGCCUUCAGGAUUUAGAAGCUUUGCAUUAUUCCCUGUUCAGCCUUUUUUUUUCAGCUACCAAUUUUAGGAAUUUUUUUAGCAGAGCAGAGUGGAAAUCUUCAGGAUCUUCUCCUUGUCAUCCAAGCCGUGCUGCCUGGAGAGAUCCUGGGCAUUUCUGAGGAGAUUUAGGUUAGAGCAGGAAAAGGGAAGCAGCAAGAUCUGCAUGUUGGGAAGCAGAGAUGACCAAGUUAGAUGAGGGGUGGAAUUCCCACUUUUCCUUGACUUCCAGUACUGCCGUGCUGGUGUUCCCUCUGCCUGUUUGCAUUGAGGGUGACACUCAGCAGCCACAGUAUUUGCUGACAAACUUCCCACUGUGCCUUCUCUCCCGUCCUUUCCUAAGGAAUUUGUGUGAGGUUGUCAUCACGCUGCCUGCUGCACAAACCUGACCUUUUGGGAAUGUUUUUUUUUUUUCCCCCAAAUUUUCCCGUUCUGACGGUAUCAGAAGUGCCUUUCAGCUCCCAGGAGAUGGGAGGGUAAAUUGGGAUCUGGCACACUGAAAGGCCACGGGGUAAGGAACAAAAGCAAAUCCUUUUGUUACAAGAACAUUGGGAUUUCAGAACCAAGAGGGCAUUUUAGGAUUUGAUUAUUUUUCAUCCUCUUUGGGCUGUUCCCUCUGCCCUGACCAGACCUCAGAGCAGGGCUGAGCCCUUCUUGGCUGUGCUCUGUGAGCUGCUCUGUGCCCAUAGUGCAGGCACUGAACUUGCUCCCUCAUUUGAUCCAAACACUGAAUGGACAGAUCCCACUAUUUCUUCUUUAUAGGUUCUCCUUAGGUGCCAGUUCCACCUGCACAACUGAGAGGGGAAGUUUCACAACUCUCCAAUAAUCCUGUUGAAGCAGCAAACCCCAGCAGGAGCAUGUGGUGUCCCUCACCCAUCCUAGUUCCACGUUCCUGAGCUGCUUCCACCCUGUGCUUCUGCUGUUGGAAGAGUUGGUGCCCAAAGCAGUCAGUUACUUGUAAAAAGGAGGGGACAAAGGGUUCUUGAUCUGUAUUUGGAACCCUCUUUAAAUUCUUUAAGGGUUCCUGAGCUUUUUUCCUCCCUGUGCCCCUGGGAUCUGAGGGAAACACUUGGGUACCGUGGGACCUUCCCUUGGAGAGAUCAGCUUCUCCUUCCCCUGCUCAGAACUCCAUGUUUAUCAGCUGCAGGCUGGAAAUCUGUUUUUACUCCAUGGCACAAGGCAGACCCCACCAAAGGGUGCUGACCACACUGCUGUGACAGAGGUGCCUUUGUGACAAGGAAUGUGGUGACUUGGGCUGGGCUCUGCAGACACCAACCCCUUAUGAACCAGCCCCAAGCCAACCCCCUCCUCACCAGGACUCUGGAACCUAUUCUGGGGGGAAAAUUGUCCCCAGUGAAUGCAGAAGAAACACAUUUCCUCAUAUUUCAAAUCCUUUACCCACCCCCACGAUAAACAGGGAGGGGGGAGAGCUGUGUUUCCAUCUUGUUUCACCAUUCCCCGCUUCCCAAGAGGGCUAAAUUCUUCCUGGGCAGCUUGUGAGCAUCCAAAAGCCCUGUGAAGGAGCAGGACCUGGUGGCAGGUGCCACCUGUCCCAUCCAGGUGUUUGCUGGGCCGUGUCCCGGAGCGGGGCUGCCGUGACAGCGGGUCAGGGUUUGUGAUCCAGCUUUUCCCGUUCCUUCAGCCAAUCGCUGAACUGCUUUCUCCUCCUUCCCAGCACUCUGGGGAUCCAAUGGAUGUGUUUAAGACUUUUCCCAAACUAAGAAAUCGACUCUUCAAAUAAAUCAUUUAUAAAGUCA